UUUAAAAUCCUACAAAAACUCUUUUUAAAUAAAAUUUUAAUACUUGUUUAAAACAAACUAUUACCUUUAUAAAAUAACAGUAAUGUCAAACAUAUGCAUCAACUAAAAAUUCGUAAAAUUGUGAAAUAACUUUUUUUUUUGUUGAGGGGAAAUUCAAUCAUGUAACUUCAUCACAACAACCAUCUCUUUCUUUUCCAUAGAAUUUUAAGUUGUUGCACGAAUGGAGAGAUUACAGUGGCGUUGGCGGCAUAAACUGAAAUCAUUUUAAAUUUGACUGUCGAUCGAAUCGUUUGAUCGUGUUUUUUUAUAACACAAAAUUUGAGAUAGUAUUUUACAUAUAUAAUACUUCCAUUUAAAAAAAAAAAGACUUCUUGGCAAUUAUUCAAGUGCAUUUUUAUUUAUAAAGAAAAAAAUCUAACAAAUUACAAAACCAUCUCAAAAAAUAAUGUCUUUCGUUGCUGGCAAAGAAAAUAUCUCUGAAAAUAUGGAACGCUUUUCAUUAAAGAGUCCUAGGAAAAUCUUGACAGACAACGUUUCAAACGUUCGCAAUGGACAAAUUCCUAUGUUUAACGCCGACUCUCACAUGAAAGUGGUGCAACCGCAACAGCAAGUGCUAUCGUCACCAGCUUCAUCAGCGGCCACUAGCUUGGUCAACAAAGAAACUACUCCUUUUGAUCCUCAAUUGGAACCUUUGUUGAAGGAAAACCCUCGUCGUUUUGUCAUCUUUCCAAUUCAAUAUCAGGACAUUUGGGAAAUGUACAAGAAGGCCGAGGCAUCUUUCUGGACUGUUGAAGAGGUAGAUCUAUCGAAAGACAUGUCUGAUUGGGAAAAUCUGACAUCAGGUGAACGUCAUUUUAUUUCGCACGUGCUUGCCUUCUUUGCUGCAUCCGAUGGCAUUGUGAAUGAAAAUCUGGUUGAACGUUUCAGUCAGGAAGUUCAAGUUACUGAGGCUAGAUGCUUCUAUGGUUUCCAAAUUGCCAUGGAAAAUGUGCACUCGGAAAUGUACAGUAUUUUGAUUGACUCAUACAUUAGAGAUCCAAAAGAGCGGGACUAUCUCUUCAAUGCCAUUGAAACCUUGCCAUGUGUUAAGAAGAAGGCCGAUUGGGCUAUGGCAUGGAUUUCAAGCAAGUCAGCCAACUUUGGUGAACGUAUCAUUGCCUUUGCUGCAGUUGAGGGAAUCUUCUUCAGUGGUAGUUUUGCAUCGAUCUUUUGGUUGAAAAAGCGUGGUCUUAUGCCAGGUUUGACAUUCUCCAAUGAAUUGAUUUCCCGUGACGAAGGUCUUCAUUGUGACUUUGCCUGCUUGAUGUUCCGGCAUUUGUUGCAGAAGCCAAGCAAAGAACGUAUAAUCGAAAUUAUCUCCGAAGCUGUUAAGAUUGAACAGGAGUUCCUUACUGAUGCCCUGCCCUGCAAUCUUAUCGGCAUGAAUUGUGAUCUUAUGUCGCAGUAUAUUGAAUUUGUUGCCGAUCGCCUACUUCGUGAAUUGGGAGUUGAUAACCUUUAUAACACACCAAAUCCCUUCAGUUUUAUGGAACUAAUAUCCCUGGAAGGCAAGACAAACUUCUUUGAAAAGAAGGUCGGCGAAUACCAAAAGUGGGGAGUGACAGCGAAUCCACUGAACAAUGUUUUUACAUUGGAUGCAGAUUUUUAAAUCAAAUUCUUUCUACCUGAUUUUAGACAUUUAAUUUAUUUUUAAGUCCUCUUCUCUCACAUUGUCAUUUUGGGGUUUUGAUCGGUAUUCAAAGGUUCUUUUCUUCAACAAACACUUUUUUAUAUUUUAAUAUUUUCUAUUGUUUGUUUGGUUCAUAAGAAAAAAAUAUUCUUGAAUUAAUGAUUUUAUUUUUCACUGUAAAAUUUUCUUUCAUCACAAGUCACCUGACAGCACAUCCAUCUAUUCUAAUUUAGUUAAUAAAAUGUGAACUAACGCUCGUUGUAAAUAUAUUAAUAAAAUUAAAUAUACUUUAUCUACAUAUU
This is a messenger RNA of Episyrphus balteatus (marmalade hoverfly), 1971 nucleotides long. RefSeq names its product ribonucleoside-diphosphate reductase subunit M2 (gene RnrS). Gene Ontology annotation, molecular function: ribonucleoside-diphosphate reductase activity, thioredoxin disulfide as acceptor. The coding region runs from base 446 to 1648 and encodes 400 amino acids. Gene Ontology annotation, biological process: deoxyribonucleotide biosynthetic process. The record is from RefSeq and is a predicted model, not a curated record. NCBI's taxonomy places the organism in Eukaryota, Metazoa, Arthropoda, Insecta, Diptera, Syrphidae. The transcript has 6 exons. Gene Ontology annotation, cellular component: cytosol.